GACAACGCACAGGUGUGGUUACAGUCAGGUUUCAGUUACAGGAGUGUGUGUGAGAAGAGAAACUGCUGUGUUUUAAUAAUAAAUGACUCUUCAGAGAUGUUCGACCCAGGAUUGAAUGGGAUCAUGGAAAGGACCACUAACUUGGACCAAGGAAGCUUCCUACCUCCUGUGAAGAGGAAGAAAACGGUGAAAGAGCUGCUAAUGCUGAAGCACCAGAAAUGGAAUUGGUCACAGGAGGGCAACGACAUGGAGUAUCAACUCAGAUGUGUAAAUCCUGAAACCUUUGGCCGAGAUUGUAGUCCUUGUAUUUUGAGCCCGGACGACAGCCCCUCUCUCUUCCCUCCCGCUUAUCCUGAAAGUGUCCACACACUACAACACAUGCAAUAUCCAGCUCUUCAGGAGCAGGGGGCUCCAACAGCUGAGGCCGGGAUGUCGUUGUUUCACUGGCAGAUCCAGGUAGAGGCACGGAGAGUUGGUGAGGUUUCACCUGAGGUGCUGAAUAUGCAAGAUCCAGAUGGUGACACAUGUCUGCACAUAGCAGUGGCUCAAGGCAGACGAGCUCUGGCGUAUGUGUUUGCUGCAGAAAUGGCAAGAUGUGGCACUUUGGACAUGAAAGAACACAACGGCCAGACAGCUCUGCAGAUAGCGACUGUCACCAAUCAACAUUUAAUUGUCCACGAUCUGCUGACCUUUGGAGCGCAAGUCAACACCUGUGACUCAUGGGGGCGCUCUCCUUUACAUAUUUGUGCAGAGAAAGGGCACUUUUUCACUCUGCAGACCAUCUGGAGAACCACAAUAGAUAGAGGGCAACCAGUUGACAUUGAAAUGAUCAAUUACAAUGGUUUAACACCGCUGCACGUAGCAGUUCUGUCUCACAAUGCGGUCGUCAAACAGCUCAGCUGUCUGGAGAAUCCUCACUCCUCCACUGCAGAGGGGCUGAUGCAGAGGAAGUGGAUGUUUGUUGAAUGUAUUAAGACUCUGUUUCUCAUGGGUGCCUCCCUCACCACCAGGGAUCUCAAAAGUGGACGGACUUGCUUUCACAUGGCUUCAGAGGAAGCAAACAUGGAGCUGCUGCAAGUGAUCCUCAACCAGCCACUCUCUCUGCCCAUCGUGAACUUUAAGACUUUUAGUGGGAACACGGCGCUGCACAUCGUCUGUUCACUGCACAGCAACAGGAGCCAAGUGGAAGCCGUGAAGCUGCUGAUGAGAAACGGAGCCGAUCCUGGGAGCAGGAAUUUUGAAAACGACCUUCCAGCUCAGCUGGUGCCUGAAGGAGUCACUGGUAAAAAGGUGCGGCAGAUCCUGAAGGGAAACAUGCUCAAGCUUAAGUAA
This is a messenger RNA of Solea solea (common sole), 1332 nucleotides long. RefSeq names its product nuclear factor of kappa light polypeptide gene enhancer in B-cells inhibitor, zeta (gene nfkbiz). Gene Ontology annotation, molecular function: protein binding. Gene Ontology annotation, biological process: regulation of gene expression. The transcript is spliced from 10 exons. The record is from RefSeq and is a predicted model, not a curated record. The coding region runs from base 97 to 1332 and encodes 411 amino acids. NCBI's taxonomy places the organism in Eukaryota, Metazoa, Chordata, Actinopteri, Pleuronectiformes, Soleidae. Gene Ontology annotation, cellular component: nucleus.